AUGGCGCGGCUGCUGCGCCGGGUAGCGCCUUGGCCUCUGGCGGCUGGCUGCUUGCAGGAGCGCCGGGCCUUUUGCGACGGCUGUCCCUUCGGCGGCGGCGCGUCUUCGAAGCCCUCGCCUUCGCGAGCGGCACAAGCGGCGCCUCGCUUGGUGGAGGGCAAGGACUUCGCGGUCUUCCGGCGCGAUGGGUCCACCGCCCGCGAGGUGAAGCUGCAAGAUAUGCUCGAGGCCCUCAGCAGUGACCCUGCGCAGAAAGCGAUUCUGCUGGGUGAGGUUCAUGACGACAAGGUGACGCAUCACCUGCAGCUGGAGGUGUUGAGACAUCUUGGCCGCGCCUGCCGAGCCCAGGGCAAGAGGCUGAUUCUUUCUAUGGAGAUGUUCGAGAUGGACGUGCAGGAUGUCCUUGAUGAGUAUGUCAUUCACAAGGCCAUCCGUGAGGAGGAUAUGCUUCUGGACACGCGGCCCUGGGGGAACUACAUGGAAGACUACAGGCCGCUGGUGGAAUUCUGCCGCGCAGAGGGGAUUCGCGUCCUCGCGGCGCGGGGCUUGGACGUGUCUAGGGACAACUUUCGCCCUGCAGCCAUGACGCAGACGCUCGCCGUUGAGAAGGCAGCCUUCUCUCCGGGCCACUCUCAGAGCCCCACUAAGAGGGAGAAAGCGGCCCAGAUCCGGAAGAGCUUCCAGCGGCCCAAGUUUUGGGUCAUGGGCUUCGGGUGGUGUUUGGCGGCCUGCGCCGGUGCGGCCAACGUCAUUGCCUUCAAGAGCUGGAACUUGUACGCGUCCCACGUGACGGGCAGCACGUCCGCCAUGGCCUUCCGCUUGGAGGGUUACCAUCAGGGGGAGUUCGGUUCGGAGAGUUUCCGCGAGGCCUUCUUCCUAGUCUUCUCGUUUCUGGUGGGCGCCUACACGUGCGGCCUUCUCAUUGACAAGAACCAGGUGCACUUUGGAGGCAAGUCCUUCUACGGCCUGGCCCUUCUUAUGAACUCGUCCCUUCUUAUCCUUGCCGCGUUCAUCCCUGGUCGCCUGCUCCCAACGUGCUUCGUUGCUGGCGCAUGUGGCUUGCAGAACGCCAUGUGCACCUCCCACUUCGGCGCCAUCGUCCGGACCACGCACGUGACUGGCACGGUAACUGACAUUGGGUCCACGUUCGGCCGCAUCAGCAUGAUCUAUCUCCGCAAGGGCUGCCGACGCUCCCGGUUGGACGACAUUGAGCGUGCUGAGGUGGGUGUAGACGCCAGGAAGCUUGCAGUGCUCUUCGGCCUCUGGAGCUUCUAUUUCGUGGGCGGGCUGAUCGGCAUCUACAUGGAGAACCUCAUUUCCGGGCCUCGCGCCCUGCUGGUGCCGGCCUUUGUCACUGGCAGCCUGGGGCUCUUCUACAUGGCCUUCCGCAACCUUCUCAAGGAAUACUUCAAGAAGCUGGAGCAGGAGCGGUUCGAGGCAGACCUGAAGCAAGCUCAGGAGGCCAUUGCGCACAUGGGCACGCGCCUGCAUACCCUGGAAAGUGGCAACCACGAUGGACUGGUGGUCGAGUUGGACGAGGAGAUGGGACAAAUGAUCGAGGCCCUGCAUGAGGUGGAGGCGGAUUUCGACAACCUCUGCCGGCAGCACAGCAAGGACUCUGUGAGAAGCCAGAGACCGACUGUUUGA
Molecule: messenger RNA, 1647 nt
Organism: Effrenium voratum
Lineage: Eukaryota; Dinophyceae; Suessiales; Symbiodiniaceae
Source: the annotation of a GenBank genome assembly